Messenger RNA from Penicillium manginii, 1701 nucleotides. RefSeq names its product putative extracellular lipase. Bases 1 to 1701 code for a protein of 566 amino acids. The transcript has a single exon. The record is from RefSeq and is a predicted model, not a curated record. NCBI's taxonomy places the organism in Eukaryota, Fungi, Ascomycota, Eurotiomycetes, Eurotiales, Aspergillaceae.
AUGAUGUUGGUACAGUUAACUCUAUAUUUCCUGCUUGCCCUACCAGCGGCCUUUGCUGCGCCGGCACAAGAGAAGAGAGCAAGUGCCCCCACUGUCACCAUAACGAAGCCUGCAGCUACGGUUGUUGGAUCAUCCUCGAACAAUGUGGACAGUUUCAACGGAAUACCCUUUGCCCAAGCACCCACCGGAUCUCUUCGACUAAAGCCCCCGCAGGCCAUAACUUCUUCUCUUGGAACAGUUCAAGCUACUGGCACUGCGCGCUCGUGCCCACAGUUCUACUUCUCUACUAACACUGCUGGUUUCCCGGUGUCAGUUUUGGGAGAGCUAGCAAAUAUUCCUAUAUUCCAAACCGUUUCCAAUGCCGGUGAAGAUUGUUUGUCCGUCAGUAUUCGACGUCCGUCAGGAACAGCCGCGAAUGCAAAGCUACCAGUUCUGGUUUGGAUUUUCGGUGGCGGAUUUGAACUCGGAUCAACCCAAAUGUAUGACGGCUCCAGUCUAGUAUCUGCCUCCGUGAGCUUGGACAUGCCAAUCAUCUUUGUGGCUAUGAACUAUCGCGUUGGUGGAUUUGGUUUCAUGCCUGGGUCAGAGAUAUUGAAAGAUGGCUCUGCAAAUCUAGGCCUACUCGAUCAACGCCUCGCCCUGGAAUGGGUGGCAGAUAAUAUUCAAGCCUUUGGGGGAGAUCCAUCGAAGGUCACUAUCUGGGGCGAGUCUGCAGGUUCCAUUUCUGUCUUCGACCAGAUGGCUCUAUACGAUGGCGAUAAUACCUACAAUGGGUCUCCGUUGUUCCGAGCGGGAAUCAUGAACUCCGGGAGCAUUGUUCCGGCAGACCCUGUUGACGGAACCAAGGGCCAACAGGUAUACGACACUGUUGUUGAGUCUGCAGGGUGCGGAUCUGCUAGCGACACACUGGAGUGUCUCCGUGGUCUGGAUUAUACCAAGUUCCUUAACGCAGCAAAUUCGGUUCCUGGGAUUCUUUCAUACAAUUCCGUCGCUUUAUCAUAUCUUCCUAGACCAGAUGGCAAGAUCCUAACGGACUCACCUGAGAACCUGGUUAGCAGUGGAAAUUACGCCUCUGUUCCUUUCAUUGUCGGCGACCAAGAGGACGAAGGAACCAUUUUUGCUCUUUUCCAAGCCAACAUUACCACGACUUCGCAGUUAGUGGAUUAUCUGAAGAAUAUAUUCUUCCACGGUGCUUCUUCGGCUCAGUUAAAUGAGCUUGUUGCGACAUAUCCAGAUGUGACGACAGAUGGAUCCCCGUUCCGCACAGGUAUUUUCAAUAACUGGUAUCCGCAAUUUAAGCGGAUCGCAGCAAUUCUAGGAGACUUAACUUUUACAAUUACACGACGCGCAUUUCUCAAGCUAGCAAAGGAGGCGAAACCGGAUGUAGCCGCAUGGUCCUAUCUAUCUAGCUACGAUUAUGGAACUCCUAUUCUUGGAACCUUUCACGGGUCAGAUAUCUUGCAGGUAUUUUACGGAAUUCUGCCCAACUACGCGUCGAAGUCCAUUCAUUCAUAUUAUUUGUCUUUUGUCUAUGACUUGGACCCUAACUCUCGGGCAAGUGAUUUUCUGGACUGGCCUGAUUGGGGCACGAAUCAAACGUUGAUGCAAUUCUUCAAUGACCGUGGAGCACUUUUGGCAGAUAAUUUUCGACAGGAUACUUAUGAUUUUAUCCUAGAGAAUGUUGGAUCUUUCCACAUCUAG